UCCGUCACUCAUGGGAAAGCAUAAGCAACAAGUCAUUUCCCGCUUCUUCGCCCCGAAACCCCCUCCCGACUCCUCCUCCUCCGCUGCCCCCAAACCGUCCCCCAAAAUCACCACGACCGUCUCCUUCUCCCCUUCCUCCAAGCGCUUCCUCCAAACCCUACCCUCCCCUUCCCCUUCCUCGAAGAAGCCCAAACCCUCUCCCCCCUCCCAUGCCCUAACCCUUCUCCCUCCCCCCAUCUCCAACCCUUCUCUCCACCAAAAGUUCCUCUCCAAGCUCCUCGACCCCCCCUCCUCCUCCGCCCCCAGAACGCUACCCCAAAACCCUAAAUACACUCCGCUCGAGCAACAGGUCCUCGAGCUCAAGUCCAAGUACCCCGACGUCCUCCUGAUGGUCGAGGUUGGGUACAAGUAUCGUUUCUUCGGGGACGAUGCCGAGAUCGCCGCUAGGGUUCUGGGGAUCUUCGCACAUGUUGAUCGGAAUUUCCUUACGGCGAGUGUCCCGACGUUCCGGUUGGGAUUCCACGUGCGGCGGCUUGUUGGCGCCGGGUAUAAGGUCGGGGUGGUGAAGCAGACGGAGACGGCUGGGAUCAAGGCACACGGCCCGAACCGGGCCGGGCCGUUCUCGCGGGGAUUGUCGGCUCUGUACACGAAAGCGACGAUCGAGGCGGCAGAGGAUAUGGGAGGCAGAGGAGAGGAAGGGAUGGAGGCAGAAAGCGGGAAUUAUCUCGUGUGCGUUGUGGAGAAGGAUGCUUUGGUUGAGAACAAGGAUUGUCGGAUAGAAGGGGGUUUCGAUGUGAGAGUGGGUUUUCUUGCGGUGGAGGUUUCGACUGGAGAUGUUAUUCAUGGGGAGUUCAAUGACAAUGCUAUGAGGUCGGGGCUCGAGGCAGUGAUUUUGAGCUUGUCACCCGCCGAGAUUCUUUUGGGAGAGCCUCUCUCGACUGCGACAGAGAAGCUGCUAUUGGCAUAUGGUGGACCUUCGUCUAAUGUACGAGUUGAGCGCACGUCGCGAGGCUGUUUUAAAGAUGGGGGCGCACUUGCUGAAGUGAUGGCCUUAUAUGAGAACUUAGAUGAUAAUGCUCUGAUUGUUAAUGAUACACAAACAAUGGAGGCACUAAGAGAGGAAAAGCAGCUUCAAGGAAUCGAGGGAAUUAUGGUCUUGCCCGAGCUAGUCAUUCAGGCGUUGGCUUUGGCCAUUCGUUACCUCAAGGAGUUUGGCCUUGAACGAAUAAUAUGUUCUGGUGCUUCAUUCCGGCCCUUUUUGAGCAAAGUUGAAAUGACUUUGUCUGCAAACACACUUCAGCAGCUUGAGGUAUUGAAGAAUAAUUCUGAUGGUUCUACUGAAGGAUCGUUACUCCAAAUUAUGAAUAGUACUUGUACAGCAUUUGGAUCCAGACUUUUGAAACACUGGUUGACGCAUCCCUUAUGUGAUAGAAACUUGAUAUAUGCUCGUCUUGAUGCGGUAUCAGAGAUUUCGGAAUCUAUGGGAUCAUGUAGAGAAUCACACGACAAGCACAUGCAGGAAAGUGAGACUUCCUGUAAUUUGGUUGUGCACUCUGAGUUGGGUUCUGUUCUUUCUUCAGUUUUAACUAUGCUGGGAAGGUCACCUGAUGUUCAAAGAGGAAUAACAAGAAUAUUUCACCGUACAGCCACACCAAAGGAGUUCAUUGGGGUUAUUCAAGCUAUCCUGACAUCUGCUAAGCAACUACAAGUGCUUCACGUUGAAGAUGACGGCGUUGUACUAUCACAACAGAGAAAAGUUAAUUCUGGCCUUUUGAGAAGACUAAUUUGUACGACUUCAUCAUCUACUAUAAUUGCUCAUGCUGUGAAACUUCUAUCUUGUCUUAACAAAGAUGCUGCUGAUCAAGGAGAUAUGUUGAAUUUAUUUAUUACUUCAAAUGAUCAGUUUCCUGAGGUUGCAAGGGGUCAUAUAGCUGUCAAGAUGGAAACAGAGAAGCUGCAUUUAUUACUUCCUCAAUACCAAAGGCAGCUCCAUUUGCGCAACUUAGAGUUCAAGACAAUUUCUGGGACAACACAUUUGAUAGAACUGCCUUCAGAUGUGAGGGUUCCUUUAAACUGGGUAAAAGUUAGUGGCACAAAGAAAACAAUCCGAUAUCACCCUCCUGAAGUAUUGAAGGCAUUAGAUGAGUUAGUGCUUGCUAAGGAAGAGCUUGCAGUUACCUGCAGGACCACGUGGGAUGGUUUUUUAAUGGGAUUCGGAAAAUACUACUCUCAGUUUCAAGCAGCUGUUCAAUCUCUAGCUGCUUUGGACUGUUUGCAUUCACUUUCAACUCUUUCAAGAAAUCAGAAUUAUGUGCGACCGGUAUUUGUUAAUGAUGAAGAACCGAGUCAAAUCCAAAUCAAAUGUGGUCGUCAUCCGGUUCUUGAGUCCCUUUUGGGAGAUGGUUUUGUUCCUAAUGAUACCAACUUGCAUGCUGACAGUGAGUAUUGUCAGAUAGUCACCGGACCAAAUAUGGGUGGGAAGAGCUGCUAUAUUCGCCAAGUUGCUCUAAUAGCUAUAAUGGCACAGGUUGGUUCCUUUGUACCAGCGUCUUCAGCAAGGUUGCAUGUGCUAGAUGGAAUAUACACCCGCAUGGGUGCCUCUGACAGUAUCCAGCAAGGGACGAGCACAUUUUUUGAAGAGUUGAGCGAAGCUUCUCACAUACUGCGCAACUGCUCAUCCCGCUCUUUGGUCAUCAUUGAUGAGCUCGGUCGCGGCACGAGCACUCAUGACGGUGUUGCCAUUGCUUAUGCUACUCUCCAUUAUCUUCUCAAGGAGAAGAAAAGCAUGGUUCUUUUUGUCACUCACUACCCUAAGAUCUUAGAUAUUCAAAUGGAGUUCAAAAGCUAUGUUGGGGCGUAUCAUGUGUCCUAUCUUACAACAGAGCAACCCUCAGAAACUAUAGAUUCGGAGACUGGAUCUGGUGCAGGGAAACUGGAUCAAGGAGAAGUUACUUUUCUGUAUAAAGUUGUUAGAGGAGCAUCGGACAAGAGCUUUGGUCUUAACGUUGCUCGGCUUGCACAGCUUCCACCUUCCUGUAUUGCGAGGGCUGCUAUGAUGGCUUCCGAGCUAGAAGCAGAGUUGAGUGAACGGAAAAAUAAAACACAGAAGCUGGCGGAAAUGCCAACACAGCACGGAGAAUAUGAAAAUCUGCCGAAAUCUGCGGCAACUUCAUAUUCUGGACAGUUCAAAGAAUUGGAAGAGACAUUUCAAAAAGUUUUGUUGAGCAUAAGCUCUGCUCUGGCUGAAGCCGAACCGCUGUAUGUUAUGCGUUCUCUAAAAAGUAUGAGGGACCUUGCAGCAAAGAUGUUAGAAGAGUGAUUAUUAUCCGUGUAUGUUUUGAAUUUUGAUUUUUUGCUCCCAGGGCCAUCUCAGAGUUCUUACGAGAAGAGUUACUUUAAAUUAUGUUGGCCGCAGAUACCAGCAUUUCUAGUGCCAGAUUUUGUUACCUACUCUCUAUUUAUGAGAGAGGAAAAGGCAUAGAGUUUUUAAGCUUUACUUUGAUUUUUAGGUAUAUUUUUCUGUUUGUGAAGAUCAUCUCAUAUUUACUCGACCGCUUGGGCUGGUUGAUUUGUAAAAUUUUGAUGCUUGCGUUUACUGACUCAGUGAAUUUUGCCG
Messenger RNA from Ananas comosus (pineapple), 3616 nucleotides. Its product is annotated as DNA mismatch repair protein MSH3. The record is from RefSeq and is a predicted model, not a curated record. Gene Ontology annotation, cellular component: nucleus. Gene Ontology annotation, molecular function: ATP-dependent DNA damage sensor activity; ATP binding; mismatched DNA binding. The transcript has 12 exons. The coding region runs from base 11 to 3319 and encodes 1102 amino acids. Lineage: Eukaryota; Viridiplantae; Streptophyta; Magnoliopsida; Poales; Bromeliaceae. Gene Ontology annotation, biological process: mismatch repair; mitotic recombination.